Cyprinodon variegatus (sheepshead minnow) is the source of this 924-nucleotide messenger RNA. It is a transcript of the gene srp14, whose product is annotated as signal recognition particle 14kDa. Gene Ontology annotation, biological process: SRP-dependent cotranslational protein targeting to membrane. The transcript is spliced from 5 exons. The coding region runs from base 93 to 425 and encodes 110 amino acids. Gene Ontology annotation, molecular function: endoplasmic reticulum signal sequence receptor activity; 7S RNA binding. The record is from RefSeq and is a predicted model, not a curated record. Gene Ontology annotation, cellular component: signal recognition particle, endoplasmic reticulum targeting. NCBI's taxonomy places the organism in Eukaryota, Metazoa, Chordata, Actinopteri, Cyprinodontiformes, Cyprinodontidae.
CCGGAAGCUGUAGGGCGGAGCUCCACCUUAUGGUACGUGUGCCUGUCUAACAGUUAGUGAGUUAGCCUUACAGCAGACAACAAUCCGGAAUUAUGGUGUUACUCGAAAAUGAUUCGUUUCUCACAGAGCUCACUCGGCUCUUCCAGAAGUGCCGAACAUCUGGGAGCGUUGUCAUCACAUUAAAGAAGUAUGAUGGUAGAACUAAACCAAUGCCCAAAAAAGGGUAUCCGGAGUCAUUCGAACCUGCUGAUAACAAGUGUCUCGUCAGAGCAUCUGAUGGCAAGAAAAAAAUUAGCACAGUGGUCAGCACCAAAGAAGUAAUCAAGUUUCAGAUGGCAUACUCCAACCUCCUGAGAGCUCACAUAGAUGGUCUUAAGAAGAAAGAUAAGAAAAGCAAGAGCAAGAAGACCAAAGCCACACAAUGAACUAUAGACUCUUUAUCAAACAGUGGAUAUCUGAGCUGUCCAUUACAGUAUAAAGGGGGUGUGGGGGUCACCUUGUGCUGAUGUGACCUCCAGCCCCAAUCAGUUCUCUCCUAAAACCUCAGAAUCAUCCUCCUGGUGACUGUAGAUAUGCCAUUGUUUACAUGGUGAUGCCAUAUCCCAGGCUGUUCAGGGCCAUCCGGUGAUUAAGAACAGAACAGAACCUGAGGAUUUGGAUACGGAGCAUGCCACCAUUUAUUUAAUUAUUACCUUUUUAAGUUGUGGGAGAAAAAACCCUGUUUCCCCACAGAGCCCAAUGCUUUCUGGCCUUUAAUUUCUGUUAACCCUUAUUUAUGUAGUGCAGGGUUUGCAUUUUUGAUUGGGACAACAAUUAUUUUUAAAUAUAUGAAUGGAAAGUCAUAAAUCUGUUUGAUUGCUCAGUAUAAUUUAUGUCUAGCUUAUUUUCUUUACUAUGACGAACAAAUGGCCACUCUUUUUUUCU